AUGGCUAAUAUCAGUAUGGAAUAUAGUUUAAUACAUUUAAAACUUAUAUUAGGUUAUAUAUUGAUAGUCUGUCCCGAAUGUAGGCCAUUUUACUUGAUAUUUUCCGGAGAGGUUUGUAUAUUUCAAAUGCCAGGGUGCUCAAUAGUGGCUUUUACUAUUGAGUUAAUACACAAUAGUUGGGAUACCAUUCCCGUGGAGGGUUUCAAGUAUAGUAGCUCGUCUUUAGCUACGGACAACAUGGUUAGAUAUGGUGUACAACCUAUGUUUUUGGAGGUGUAUACAGAUAGAGCUUCAAUAUAUAUGAAUAAAGUGCUUAUGGUGUGGCAUGGAAGCUCCUCGUAUUUUUCUAAAUGUUAUCAAUAUUUAGUUCUCGAAAAAGUUAUACUAUUAUAUAAACAGAUGGACCGUAGUUACAUUAGUUAUGACAUCAACCCAGUACAUGUAUGUAAUCAGCAAAAAAUUACGAAAGUUAGAAAGGGUGAAUCUUCUGUUAAUUUACCUACCCACUAUAGCACUGCCACAAUAGGAGUGUUCUGGGGUCAUGGCCUGUAUGACCCUACAGAUCCUCCUACUCACAGAUGA
Messenger RNA from Lottia gigantea (owl limpet), 582 nucleotides. RefSeq lists its product as hypothetical. Bases 1 to 582 code for a protein of 193 amino acids. The record is from RefSeq and is a predicted model, not a curated record. The transcript has 6 exons. Lineage: Eukaryota; Metazoa; Mollusca; Gastropoda; Lottiidae.